CGUCUGAAUUGAGCCAUCGCACACCGCACCAUGUCCUCCGCCUCAUCCGAUAGAGAGUCGAGUCGCUCAGCCUCGCCCGAGGCGAACGGCGCCGACGCCGCCCCCGCCGAGAAGAAGACGUUUGCCGAGCUCGGCGUCACCCCCGAGCUCUGCGCGGCAUGCACCUCUCUUGGCUUCAAGAACCCGACCGACAUCCAGGUCGAGGCCAUCCCGCCUGCGCUUGAGGGCAACGAUAUCAUCGGUAUCGCUCAGACUGGUAGUGGAAAGACCGCCGCCUUCACUCUGCCCAUCCUCCAGAACCUGUGGGAGAACCCUCAGCCAUUCUACGCCUUGAUCCUGGCUCCCACUCGUGAACUCGCGGACCAGAUCUCCAAGCAGGUCUCGGCACUCGGCGCGCCCAUUGGUGUCCGCUCGGCCGUCAUCGUCGGUGGAAUGGACAUGAUGUCGCAGUCGAUCGCGCUCUCCAAGCGCCCGCACGUCAUUGUCGCGACUCCCGGUCGUCUCAUGGACCACCUGGAGAACACCAAGGGCUUCUCGCUCAAGGCCCUCAAGUACCUUGUUCUUGAUGAGGCGGACAGGCUGCUCGACCUCGACUUUGGACCGAUCAUCGACAAGCUCCUCAAGGUCAUUCCCAAGGAGCGCAACACGUUCCUCUUCUCCGCUACGCUCUCCACCAAGGUCGAGAAGCUCAAGCGUGCCAGUUUGAACAAGCCCGUGCAGGUCAAGGUCGCUGCCAAGUACUCGACUGUCUCCACUCUCCAGCAGUACUACGUCUUCUUCCCCGAGGUCCAGAAGGACGCCUACCUGUUCUACCUGGUCAACGAGCUCUCGUCGUCUUCCAUGAUCAUCUUCACCGGCACUGUCGACCGUGCGCAGCGUCUCUCGAUCAUGCUCAACCGCCUCGGCUUUGCUGCCAUUCCUCUGCACGGACAGAUGAGCCAGAGCGCACGGUUGGGAUCAUUGAACAAGUUCAAGAGCGGUGGCAGGAAGAUCCUCGUCGCUACGGACGUUGCCAGUCGUGGUCUUGACAUUCCCCUUGUCGACCUCGUCAUUAACUACGACAUCCCUACCAACUCGAAGGACUAUGUCCACCGUGUCGGUCGUACCGCUCGUGCUGGCCGCUCCGGCAAGUCGAUCACUCUCACGACACAGUACGAUGUCGUCAUGCUCAAGGGCAUUGAGGCUGCCAUCGGACGCCAGCUGCCUGCCUUUGACGUGGACAAGGAGGCCGUGGCGAUCUUGAGCGACCGCGUGGCAGAGGCGGGUCGUGCGGCCAAGAUUGAGAUGCGCGAGCAGGGCAACGGCGGCUCUGGUGGCGCCCGUGGCCGUGACAAGGGCCGCCGUGGUCGUGACGAUGACCGUGAUCGCGACGACGACGUUGUGCAGGGUGGCAUGCCGCAGCGGAAGAAGUUCAAGAAGGGAGGCCGGAGAUGAUGAGGCUCAGAGUAGCAAGCAUAGACCAGCAUUUGUAUCCCACCGCCAUUUGCAUUUUAUUUUUGUUA
Vanrija pseudolonga is the source of this 1502-nucleotide messenger RNA. It is a transcript of the gene RRP3, whose product is annotated as ATP-dependent rRNA helicase RRP3. The record is from RefSeq and is a predicted model, not a curated record. NCBI's taxonomy places the organism in Eukaryota, Fungi, Basidiomycota, Tremellomycetes, Trichosporonales, Trichosporonaceae. Bases 31 to 1434 code for a protein of 467 amino acids. Gene Ontology annotation, molecular function: RNA helicase activity; ATP binding; nucleic acid binding. The transcript is spliced from 4 exons.